This is a messenger RNA of Penicillium salamii, 879 nucleotides long. The record is from the annotation of a GenBank genome assembly. Lineage: Eukaryota; Fungi; Ascomycota; Eurotiomycetes; Eurotiales; Aspergillaceae.
AUGUCCAACAUCUCAAAGAUGGCGGGACGUUUGCUCCGGCCACAGGGUGCCUUUACUUUCAAGGCAUCCCCCCAGUCGAUUGCCCGCCUUCACCAGCAAGGCCCAGCACGCUCUGCAGUGGUCCACGACCAAGCAAUUCCCCACAGUCAAGCCCAUGUACCUGCAAGCGAAACCCCAUUCAUCCCAACAUCAAAAUCACAAGCACCUACGUCACAAUUGUCCGAAAGUGGAGCUGCCAACCUCGACACCCUAGUCUCUCACAUCCCACUCGUGCAAUCCCUCCGUGAUGCGCACAGCACAUACAAGGAGUCCCGGCCUCACCUUGCCAUCCCACCGGCAAUCAGACAACACCACUUCGUCGGCGGAAGCCUCACAGGCUCUGGAAAGCUAGCAUUCCAGCCUUACAUGUGGCUUUCCACUGGAAAGACCGGAUCAAAGACCAGAAGCAACAGAGCAAGCACUGUCGUCUCGGUCUUCCACAUUGGCCAAGAUCUAUGCGGUCACCCGGGCUUUGUGCAUGGUGGUUUGUUGUCAGUUAUGUUCGACGAGGUCUUUGCCCGUUGUGUUUCUGCUGCUUUCCCUAGUGGACUGGGCAUGACGGCUAAUCUCAAUGUGGAUUUCCGUAAGCCUGCCCUGCCUGAUCGGGUGUAUGUGCUGCGCACAGAGACGACCAAGGUAGAAGGCAGAAAGGCUUGGGUUGAGGGUCGCAUGACCUAUCUUCCAUUGGCUUUGCCUCAAUCUUCCGAUGCGAACUCUGUGAUGUCGGAUCUGAGUCUGCUACGAGAGGACCAUGAAGGUGCUGUCAUGGUUGCUGAAGCAAAGGCUUUGUUUAUUGAGCCUAAGUUUGCAGACUCUAUGGUUUCUGUUUACCGAAACUAG